UUCACGCAGCUUCACGGGGGACACUGUCCGCUCUCUGCUUUGUCAGCAAGCUUGGAGUUGGGGGAUAUGAUUUGCGACCUUGCGUUCUCUUUACACCGUACCUCGUACACGCGAGAUGGUGUAAUAAAAGUGGGCUGGACGGAAGGGAAUUUACAGAAAAUCACUUCCUCGUCGCUCGCUCCAGGCCGGGACACGGAAGGUCUCUGGAGAAAGCGAAAGAAAUCGACUGCAGCGAAAGAUCGCCACUUUGAGCCGAAGGACGCGAGGAACUGACUAAAAGGUUGGAGACCUCCCCCCCACUUCACCAACGAAGACUCUGAGCCGAUCUGGGAUCCCGUUGAGGCAAGGGAUCAGCACAGUGGAUCAUGGCAACGCAAGACCCGGCGCCCCCACUGGAGGGUGCAGCAGGGGACACCGAGACAUCCGCCACCCCCCACCGACAACUGGAUGCCGCUGAGCUCCAGUCCCUGAUGCCUUGGAUCAACAUCAACAUGGCCGAAUUGGUGGCGCAGAUGGAGAAGGAUGAUACCAUCAUUUGCCGGCAGAUGAAGAGGGGCUACAACCCUCAGAUGAGGAGCGAACUGAGGAGGCUGAAGAGCUUCGAGGGCAUCGACCCCUUCAUCAGCUGGAGUCCUGAGGAGAUGGCGGGCGCGGGAUUUUACUACACAGGACUGAAGACCAGCGUGCAGUGCUUCUGCUGCGGGGGCAUCUUCUGCAACUUUGGCAUCACCAAGAUGCCCCGAUCGGAGCAUCAGCGGUUCGAGCCCGACUGCGGCUUCCUCAAGAUGCUGGACGUCGGUGACAUUCCCAAGUACGCCGUGCGGGUGCACCCGCCUGGGAAAGUGCCACUCGACCGACGGCAGCAGCUUACGGAGGAGGGGUGCAGGCUGGAGAGCUUCAAGGGCUGGCCUUUCUACGUGCAAACGGAGCCCAGUCUGUUGGCAGGAGCUGGGUUUUUCUACACAGGUGUCAAGGACCAAGUGCAGUGCUUUUCCUGUGAUGGCAGCUUAGCCAACUGGGAGGAAGGAGAUGACCCGUGGCAGGAGCACGCCAAGUGGUUCCCACAGUGUGAGUAUCUUCAAGGACAGAAGUCCAAGGAGGAAAGGGACCAGUACCGCCGGAGCUACGUUGGAUUUCAUGGAGUCACAGCUGCAGACUUUCUUUCGGAGGACCUUUGCCCAUCGCCAUCGCCUCGAGGUGAGGGACCUGAAUCACAGCCGGACCCGGACCGGGGUUGGAAUAUUUUCGCGGCUGAGAAGACCCGACUGGAGUCAUUCCACAACUGGCCACCAGGGUGCAGCGCCAGCCCGGCCGAGCUGGCGGGAGCUGGAUUUUUCUACCAAGGUCGAGGUGACUGUGUUCAGUGUUUCUGCUGUGGAGUUCAAUUAUUGGAAUGGGAGGAAGAGGAUAACGCUUGGACAGAGCACCGGAGACACUCAUCAGAGUGCCCGUACCUUCUGGCGAGAGACAAGGCGGCCGGGGGAGAUGCGGGAGGAGAGCAGCCCCGGGAAUCAUCCCUCAGCAUGCCGGAUGAGGGAGCCAGGGAGAAGGAUGAUCCCAUCGCUGGAGAGAGCCUGCCCAGCAAGGACGACUGGGCUGAGACUGUCAGGAGGAUGAGGAAACGUUUGCAGGAGCUGUACCGCUCGCCAGAGUUCCACACUGACUCCUUCAACGACUGCAUUCCCGUCGAGCUGGGCACGUGCUAUGCGGAGCCGCGCCUGGUGCUGAAGGACCUCAAGGACAGGGAGGUGCGCCAGCUGGCCUUCCCCGAGAUGCUGCGCGACCUCCGCAGGGUGACCCUGCUGGAGGGCGAGGCGGGCAUGGGCAAGUCGGCCCUGCUCAGGAGGGUGGCCAUUCUCUGGGCGUCGGGCCGUUGCCCCCUGCUGGCCCGCUUUGUGCUGGUGCUGCACGUGUCGGUGACACAGGGCGGCUGGGGCUGGGAGGCAGGCACUGUGUGGAGGGAGCCCUCCCUCGGGGAGCUGGUUUCCCGGCUGGGCGGCCGCCUCCUGGUCUUGCUGGACGGCUAUGGGGAGGCCGAGCCCUUGCCGGCUGAGGACGAGCUGGUCCGCGCCAACCACCGGGGCAACGCUGCCGUCCUGGUGGGCCUCAGGACAGACAAGGCUGCUGCCGUCCGCCAGUUUGCCGACGCCGUGGUCUCUAUCGCCGAGUUCCCGCUCUACAGCUCCAUACGACUUCUGAAGAUGAAGUUCGCCCACGACGCGCCACGGCUGCGCAAGUUGAUCUAUGACGCCGCCUGGUCCAAGACGCUGAGGGCGGCCCUGAAGACCCCUCUGUUCACCCUGGCCCUCUGCCAGCACUGGGUGAGGGAGCCGCUGGACAUCGGCCUGAGCUGCGUUUCUCUGUUCCGCGCCUUCCUGGCCUACGCCGUGCGGCCCAAGAGCCGGGGGGAGCGAGCAAGGCGAGCUCUGGAGGCCUGCGGAAGCCUGGCACUGUCCGGGUUCCUCGUCUCCCGCUACAAGUUCUCCGACGAGGACCUGCUCCAGGCCGGGGUGGACGCAGACGGCGCCCUGGGUCUCGGCCUGCUGAGCAAGUUCACCGCCCAGCGCCUGACUCCCACCUUCAGGUUCCCCCACGUCUCCUUCCAGGAGUAUCUGGCAGGCAAGCGGCUAGGUGGCCUCCUGGGGUCAGAGCUCGCCGCUGAACGCGAGGAGGGGUCCUCCUCCCUGGGCCAGGUCCGCACCUUCCUGGAGGUCUUCACACGCUACUACUACCUCCUGGUCUACGCAGCUUCGUGGUCCAGCAAGGCAGCCUCGCUCAUCGUCACCCACCUCCUCGACAUGACCCAGAGGCCUACGUCCUUCGACUACUGGGCUGAUGCUAGCCCUGCCCUGGUGCACCAUCCCGAUUUAAUGUCGUACAGGGAUCUCUUCAUCCAGGGCUCCCAGAUAAUGGACCCUGAGGAGAUGUUACAUCUGACCACCAGCCUUGUGCUGGAUUUUGUCUUGUCACUGACCAAUGCGGAGACCAGAUCCUCCAUUGCCUCUGUCGUCCUGAACUUCCUGACUGGGAAACAUUUGCAAUUUGAUGUCACUGAGCUUCACCAGAGGAAAAUACUCACUUUUCUAAAGGUGUACCCUGAAACAUUGACCGUCCUCAGCCACCUCAAGAUCUCAUUAACUGGGAAAAAGAGAUUGGCCACCAUGAGUUAUUCCAAAAUGGUGGAAUGCAUGAGCAAUCUGAGCAUCCCAAAGGUGGAGGAGGAUUAUGUGACUGCGUUCCAAUCACUGGAACAAAUAUUCCUGACCAACCAGGCAAAGGAAGAGGAAAUAAGCAGCUUCUUUGCUCUCAGCAGCCACAAUAUCCCAGACUCUUUCAUGGAGAACUUGGCUUCAAUCCCCACUCGCUACAAGGUCCCGGUCCUCAAACUCCACAUCCGUUGCGUCGACACCUUCCGCAAAGAGGAUUCUGAGUGUCUGCUGAGGCUGUGCUCCCUCUCCGACUGCGUGGAGCUCACCAUCUGGGACAGUCUCGGAGUUCUCGGGCAGAUGGAAGCAGCCGUCUCGUCGUGUGGUAAGCGCUUAAGGGCGCUGACCCUGCACCGGACCACGUUGAGCCACAGAGAGCAGGAGCUGGUCACCGCGAUGAAUGCCCUUGAGUCAUUGGACCUGACGUUCGCUGACAACCAAGCUCCAGAGUACCUGCUGAGUCAAUUGGACAAGUUGGAACAACUAAAAGAACUCAUGAUCAAUGUCGGUGCCCAUUCAUCACUGAAAAUCAUUGACCAGAUUUGCGAUGGCUUUGCAAAACUGCAGAACGUCGAAAAGCUCACCCUGUCUGGAGUCAACUGUGUGCAGGAUUCUUCAAAACUCGCUCACCUCCUCCGGAAUUUCCCACAGCUCCGGGUCUUCCGCCUGAAGAGCAUAAGCAGCUUCCCAGAGUUUGAAGACCUCAGCAAGGCUUUGACAUCGUGCUCACGUCUGGAGGAACUGGCACUAAGUGAUUUUCACCUGUCUCCGACAGAAACUUUGGCAUUCGCGGCUUCCCUCAGCGAACUCCGGAACCUCAGAACACUGGAGGCUCCAAGCAUCAGCUUUUCCAACACAGAAGAUUCAAAAGUCUUCGCUCGUGCCGUUGGUUCGCUCGUGUUAUUGGAAAAAUUCCACCUUUGUAACAGUGAAGGGACCAUCACUGCCGCACUACCAUUAACACAACAGCUGCAGAACUUGGAACAGCUCAGGGAGCUCAUCAUCAACAAGAUCAUGGAUGAUCAGAGUCUGUUGGAGCUGGCAAAAGCGGCCAGGAAUGGUCACCUUCGGAAGCUGAAUGUCCUGGAUCUGAGCUUGAACGAGGAGCUCAGCGACCUGGGCUGGAGGGAUUUCUUCCUGACCCUGGAUAACGUGAGUGAGCUGAGGGAGCUGAAUAUUUCCCGUCUGUACACCAACCAACUGAAGCCCCAGCCAGACACAUUCAAGGCCUUUGUGCAGUGUGUCUCUCGGCUCCCGGCCCUGGUGACCAUCCGCAUGCUGAGCUGGAUGUUGGAUGCCAUGGACUUCAACAUGUUCAGCUCCAUGAAGGAGAACCACCCCCAGUCUCGCCGCAUGCGCCUGUGUUGGCAGUGGGCUCUCCCAUUCUCACCCAUCAUCCAGGCCGACGAGUAGAAAUUGGUGCAGAGUCAUUUGGACAUUGUGGUGGUAGAGCACUUCCUUGGUUGUGCAUCUGGAACUAGCCAUCAUAACACCCUUGAUAAUAAAAAUAACCCUGCAGCACCAACCUGACAAAUCUUUCCCCGGUUAGACAUCCCCUCAGCUCUGGUGUCAUCCAGUUAAUUGUUUGCUUUCUUGCUGUACCCCCUUAGCUUUUUCUGUGGCAGCACCUCGGCCAAUCAGAGCUGACUUGCCAACCAAGUACCCUCCUUUUCUUCUGAAGUUGGAACCAUGAUGAUUGUCUGGAAUUUGGGAUUCUUGCAAUUUGUCCUGAUGAGUGCAAAACAAAAAGAUUUGGCCUUUCUCAUUUUCCACUAAUAAUUUUUGCAAUAUUUCUAGUGCCUCUCUACCCUUUUCGUUUUAACAUGAAAGCAACCUGAAUGGUUCAUAUUACACUGUGAUCUAACCAAGAUUUGAUUCAUUGUCGUUUGGUGUCUUUAAGGGCAGAGAUAAAUAGGUUUUUGAUUCGUAAAGGGGAGUUAUGGGGAGAAAGCAGGAGAAUGCAGUUGAGAAAACAUCAGCCAUGAUCGAAUGGCACAGCAAACUCAAUGGGCCAAAUGGCCUAAUUCUGCUUUUAUAUCUCACGAUCUUCUGUACAACAUGCAUGUGUCUGCCUUAGUCUCCUGCAUAUUAGAUGGUCUAUAAGGAGUUCAAAACAUUUAGAUUUUCCUUUAUCACAAAAUAUAUUCAUUAUGUUCUCAUUAGAUCGUGGUGAUUUCAAACAUUUAUCCUGACAAAGCUGCACUGAAUUUUCUGAUGCAUUAAAAAUUAAAAAGUGAGAUACAGGAAAGGAAAUGUCUGUAUG
This is a messenger RNA of Stegostoma tigrinum, 5469 nucleotides long. Its product is annotated as baculoviral IAP repeat-containing protein 1-like. The coding region runs from base 366 to 4619 and encodes 1417 amino acids. Gene Ontology annotation, molecular function: ATP binding; cysteine-type endopeptidase inhibitor activity involved in apoptotic process. The transcript has 15 exons. NCBI's taxonomy places the organism in Eukaryota, Metazoa, Chordata, Chondrichthyes, Orectolobiformes, Stegostomatidae. Gene Ontology annotation, cellular component: IPAF inflammasome complex. The record is from RefSeq and is a predicted model, not a curated record. Gene Ontology annotation, biological process: pyroptotic inflammatory response; detection of bacterium; defense response to bacterium.